Messenger RNA from Aspergillus bombycis, 2946 nucleotides. Its product is annotated as glutamine amidotransferase subunit DUG2. Bases 1 to 2946 code for a protein of 981 amino acids. Gene Ontology annotation, molecular function: peptidase activity; protein binding. Lineage: Eukaryota; Fungi; Ascomycota; Eurotiomycetes; Eurotiales; Aspergillaceae. The transcript is spliced from 6 exons. The record is from RefSeq and is a predicted model, not a curated record. Gene Ontology annotation, biological process: glutathione catabolic process; proteolysis.
AUGGACCACACAGUACUACAUGAAUCGGAUGGCACAUCUGAUAUUGAUGAACAGACCAAGACCUGGGAAUCUGAUCCGCGUUCUAUAACUACGCACUUCGCCGACGAUGACGCGAAUGACUCCAAUGCGAUGAUCGAAUGUGGCAUCGGCCACCGUGUUCAGGCCAGUCGGUCUGUCCUAGCGCUAGUCUUAGACGAUGACUGCGUGUUUGCUGGUCUUCAGGGCGGAGACAUUGUAGCAUGGUCCCUCCAGACAUACGAGCUCGUACUCUCGGUGCAUGCUCAUCAGGAAAGCGUUCUAGAUCUUCAUCUCUCCGAAGACAAAGAGUUGCUCUUUUCUAGCGGCGGAGAUUCAGUCGUCAAUGUUUGGUCGACGAGGACCUUCGAUCGCCUAUACUCUAUUCACUCCCACCAUGAUGUAGGCGAUAUUUUCGCAGUCGCCUACUCGUCAACUCUGAAGACUAUCUAUUGUGCUGGUCAAAAUACUAGCAUCCAGUGGUGUGAUAUCUCACAAGCUGAUGCGGCUGCCACACAAUUGUCAGCGGCUCACCUGUCGAGGAGGACCCAUAGGUUCUUUGAUUCUCGGGGUCCUGAUGGUACUCGUGCUCCGAGACCGGAUGCGGGAGCGGACGGAAGCCAUUUGGUCACACAGGGUGGUCAAGUUCUCACCUUCAAACGUGAUCACCAUAGGAUAUUUUCCCACCAUGGCUAUGUAUACACGAUGCUUCUUGUCCGAGGGCUGGUUGAGUCGGUACCCUCCGAGGAAGUACUCAUCACCGGUGCUGGGGAUGGCGUCGUCAAACUUUGGCGUCUGAACCAGGACAAUUCCAACGCGGCGCCGACCCAGAUGGCAAAGCUGCAAAAUGGCGACCCAGUACUCUCCAUCGCGGUUGAUGGGUCAUUUCUCUACUGUGGCCUCGCAGGUGGCGCAUUAAACAUCUGGAACCUAGAUUCUCAUCAGCUUGUUAAACGCAUCACUAGGCACACCGGCGAUCUAUGGGCGGUAGAUAUUAUCCAUGGGGUAGCUGUGUGUGGUGACUCAAAUGGAAUUGUCAAGAAAUUCAAUUCUCGAUUUGAAGAGGUUGGCAGCUGGACCGCUCAUGAGGGAACAAUGCUCGCGUCGGCCGCUGGUCGGCAUAGAGACCGAUUUAUUUACGCUUCAGGAGGAAAUGACAAUACUGUUGGUAUCUGGGAUUUGACAGACGUAUCCCUAAAGCAGAACGAACUACCUCCUAUCAACAAUGAUGAAAUGGUUAACUGCCUUGCUAAGUUUGUCGCUUUCAAGACAGUUUCAGCUAGCCCCAAAUUCGCGGGCGAAUGCAAUCAAGGUGCAGCAUUUUUGCGAAGACACUGCGUUUACCUGGGAGCUAAAACGAAGCUUCUGACCACCGGGAAAGACACGAACCCAAUUGUUUACGCACGGUUCAACGCAACAUCCUCGGAGAAGAUUGACAAAACUAUUCUGUUCUACGGGCACUACGAUGUCGUUGGGGCUGAUGCCAACAUUGCCAAGUGGAAAACGGAUCCCUACCAGCUUACUUCGAUGGAUGGUUUCCUAUACGGCCGCGGUGUAUCCGAUAACAAGGGCCCCAUCCUAGCUGCUUUAUAUGCGGCUGCGGAUCUUGCACGCCAAAAAGCGCUCCGAUGCAACGUUGCUUUCCUCAUCGAAGGUGAGGAAGAAUCGGGCUCCCAGGGCUUCCAUGAAACUGUUCGACAACACAAGGAGCAGAUUGGUUCGGUCGACUACAUCCUGCUUGCCAACAGUUACUGGUUGGAUGACUACAACCCCUGCUUGACCUAUGGACAACGUGGUGUCGUCCAUGCGAACCUGAUUGUGACUAGCGACCACCCCGACCUUCAUAGCGGUAUUGAUGGAAGCGCAUUGCUAGAUGAACCGCUCAAGGACCUUACCUUGCUGAUCGGCACUCUGGUGGGGCCUAAGGGCCGCAUUAAUCUCCCUGACUUCCGAGACCGAGUCUUGCCUCUCCCCGAGGCCGAGAAGCAGCGAUACGCGGAUAUUGCGCAGAUUCUUCUGCAACAACACCCUGAGAUUACCGAUCGCGAUGCUUUGAUUGACUCACUUAUGCAUCGUUGGAGGGAGCCAGCCCUUACCAUCCACUCCAUCGAGGUACCGGGCAAUAGCAAGAGCACGACGACAACCAUUUCACGCCGGGCGAAAGCCAGUGUAUCCAUCCGUCUGGUGCCAAACCAGGAAGCAGACGAUGUUGCAGCAAGUCUGACGAUGUAUGCGCAGGAACAAUUUGAUCUCCUAGAAUCGCAAAACGACCUAACUGUUGAGAUCACGGGUAAAUCCGAUCCCUGGUUAGGUGACCCAGACAACGAGAUGUUCGAGACUCUUGCGGAGGCUAUCACAGCAGCAUGGACGCCAGACACACAGGGCCAGAAACAUCAAUAUCCUCCAGCCCAGCGGAACCUACAAGACCGAACGGUCAGCAAGCUAUCCAAGGAGCCAGGUUCUCGACUUACUCGGAAAGAUUCUUCAGACAGUCUUGCUUCCCAUAUCGAUCGUAUUAUCAUGUCGUCGACCACAUCUUCAGCAAGGAAGGCCGAGACACGUCAACGCAGCUCACUCAGCACGGGUGUACCCACUUCCUCGACACUGACUAGCAAAUCAAGCCCCGCAGUUGUGUCGGGUGAUUCCACCAGAGAAACAUCUCCAGCACCUCAGGGAGAAACGCCUCCCCGUCCCGAACCGGUACCCGGGCCGUCCGGCGUCCGUCCUAUAUAUAUCCGCGAAGGAGGAUCUAUUCCAACAAUCCGUUUCCUGGAGAAGGAAUUCUCGGCGCCGGCAGCCAACCUUCCUUGCGGGCAGGCGAGUGAUAAUGCGCACUUGUACAAUGAGAGGCUGCGCGUGCAGAACUUGUACAAGAGCCGGGAGAUCUUUAGCUAUGUAUUUUCGCGCCUGCCGGAGAGGGAGCGCAAGUGA